UUUGUUGAAUUUAGGCUUGAAUUUAAUAUUGUCCUUUGUUUUGUCCAGCUCCUUAGUGUCUAAUAGUAUAAGAAUACUGCUGCAUCAUGGUGGGAAAUUGACCUUUGAACCCAGAUUUGAAUAUCAUGGUGGUUCUGUAGAACAAUUGGUUGACUGGGACACAGAUGUAAUAUCUUCUAUUGAGAUGGGUAAGGAGGUAUUUAAAUUAGGGUAUAAGGCUUUUAAAGCUUUAUGGUACAGGCACCCUGGGGCAAUAGGUCCAAGUGGGAAUAGGCGUAUAAUCACUGAUAAGGAUGUGCACCAGUUCUGCUCUGAUGUUAAGGGGUAUAAUCUAGUCCAUUUAUUUGUUGAACAUGACAAUGAGAUAUCAUUAGAUGUUGUUGACUCAGAUGAUGAUGUUGCAAUAGUUGAUAGGUUGGAUGUGAUUUGUGGGAAGUUGAUUCAGGGAGAAAAGGAUGUGGAAAAGGAUAAGGUGAUUCAAGAGGAGGUUGUUUCUGUGGUACUAGAGUGUGAGAAGGAUAAAGUGGUUGAAGAAGAACCUGAUAAGGAGAGGGUGGUGGAAGAAGAGGUUGGUAAGGACAAGUUAGUGGUAGAAGAGGCUGAGAAGGAAAAGUUAGUGGAAGAAGAGGCUGAGAAUGUAGUGGCAGAACAGGUUGAGAAGGAGAAGGUAGUGGCAGAACAGGUUGAGAAGGAUAACCAAGUGGUGGGAGAAGAGGGAGAUGAUGAGUCAUAUCACCCUAACAGUGAUGACAGUGAUGAUUCCUCAGUGGUGUCACUAGAUGAUAGUGACUAUGAGGAAAACUGGGACUGGACCACAGUCUUGCCUCAUGAGUCUCUUGUUGAUAUACCUCAUGAUGCUCCACCACCUGAUCUGUAUGAACUUUCAUUACCUGUAGACAUUAAUGAUCCAAGAGCAACAUACUCAGAUUUUGAAGAUGAAGAUGGGGAUUCUGUUGAUUUAGAGAGUCCAUCUGAAGGAGAAGGAGAGGGAAGGGCAAGGAGAUACCCCAGGUUUAGACCUGCAGAAGAUGGUGAUAGUGUGAACUUUGUCCUUGGUCAGAUAUUUGACAGUAAGGAUAUUUUUAUUCAUGCUGUUAAGGAAUUUGCUCUGCAACAUAAGAAAGAUAUGAAAAUAGUGAAGAAUGACAAGAAGAGGGUGGUUGUUAAUUGUGUCAAAGGCUGCCCAUUUAAUCUGAGAAUCAGUAAGACAAAUAGCAGGUACUACUUCCUGCUUGUCACAUAUGAGGCUACUCACAAUUGCUGCAGGUAAAACCUAAUCUUCCAAUUCAAGCAGAGACAAUUGAUGCUGAGAUGGAAGACUUCAAUCAUAUGCCCACUGAUUCAGCAAAGGUUGGAAUUCUCCAAGGAAGCAGCUGAUAAAUGUGUAGCAGUUUGGAAUGGUUCUGACAAUUUCAGACACUUCCAAGUGAAGAGAGAUUCUGAUUCUUAUGUUGUAGACCUGGAAGAAAAGACAUGUGCCUGCAGGAGAUGGCAGUUAACAGGCAUUCCUUGCUCACAUUCCAUUGCAUGUAUGUGGUUUGCACGCAGGAAACCUGAGAAUUAUGUGGAUCCAAGCUACAGGAAAUCAACUUUCCUGGAAACAUAUUCUUAUCUAAUCCAGCCCAAUAAUGGGCCUAAGUUAUGGCCAGAAGAUCCUGCACCACCCCUGAACCCUCCUUUUGUAAGAAGAGCUCCUGGGAGGCCAAAGAAGGCUAGAAACAAGGCAAAUGAUGAGAAGAAGAACCCUACAAAGUUGAAGAAAGGAGGUUCUGCACUAAAAUGUAGAAGAUGUGGAGGACAAGGGCACAAUGUAAGAACUUGCAAAGUCAAGGACCUAGCUGACAGAGAGAUUCCUGUUGGAGGGAAUAAGGAUAACCCUACAAUACUGCAACCUGAGCAGAGGGAUGUGCAAACUACUCAAAAUGCAACUCAGGAUGCAUCUCCUGUGAGCCAGACCCAAGGUGAUCCUCCUCUUAGCCAAUCUCAAGCUCCACAGGCUCCACAAUCUCAGGCUCCACAGGCUCAAGCUGAAGGGAAAGGGAAAGUGAAACAGCCAGCCAAAGGGAAACAGGGACAAAAUGCUAAAGGAGGAAAGAAGAUGAAGCUUGGAGAAGUUAGUGGAUCAAAGUAGUAAUGUGUUUUAGGCUUCAAAAUGUGUAAUGUGUUUUAGGCUUAAAAGACAAUUGAGCAAUGUGACUCUUUUUAAUGUUUCUGUAAUGUGGUUUAGGCCUAAGUGCCAAUUGAGAAAUGUGACUCUUUUUAUGGUUUCUGUAAUGUUGUUAAGGCCUAAGUGCCAAUUGUGUACUCUACUGUGGGUGUUUGAUGACAAAUGAAGGCCUAAGUGCCACUGUUAUUUUGUUGAA
Molecule: messenger RNA, 2363 nt
Organism: Lotus japonicus
Lineage: Eukaryota; Viridiplantae; Streptophyta; Magnoliopsida; Fabales; Fabaceae
Exons: 3
Coding region: 185-1270 (361 amino acids)
Source: RefSeq, a predicted model, not a curated record